CCGACGGUGCCUGACUCUGAAGGGAAUAUUCACGAACUUUCUGCUGCCCUUGUGACCUUCCCGAGUGCUUGCGUAGCACCUGCUCUCCUGAAUGAAGCCCCAGUGCAGUGGGUCCUGCUCGCCUACUUAUCCUGGCUUCACAGCCCCAAAGUCCAGCAGGUUCUGGUACAGAAAUGAAAAGAAAUGCUGAGAAAUAAAACUUUUCUCUUCUAAUUUGGAUAUUUAUCAUGGGUAUCAGGAAGUCUAAAAUAGAUCCCUGCUCUCUUUCUCUCUCUUUGGGAAAAAGCCACAGUAUGGCUACAAGUCAGAGACAUCAUGAAUCGAAUUCCAAGAAAUCUGACAUCUCCCUGCAUGAUGUUGCUGAUCACAGCUGCACAACAAAGAUGCCAACAGGAGAGCUGGCGGGAGCUGCGGGCGUGGAUGGGAUGUCUGAAGAGGAAGCAGAAGAAGAGGUGUUCUUCAAAUUUGUGAUAUUGCAUGCAGAGGAUGACACAGAUGAAGCUCUUAGAGUCCAGGAUCUGCUCCAAAAUGACUUUGGCAUCAAACCUGGAAUCAUCUUUGCUGAGAUGCCAUGUGGCAGACAGCAUUUACAGAAUUUAGAUGAUGCUGUAAAUGGGUCUGCGUGGACCAUCUUAUUGUUGACUGAAAACUUUUUAAGAGAUACCUGGUGCAGGUUCCAGUUCUAUACGUCCCUAAUGAACUCCGUGAACAGGCAGCACAAAUACAACUCCGUUAUACCCAUGCGGCCCCUGAACAAUCCCCUGACCCGGGAAAGGACUCCCUUUGCUCUGCGAACCAUCAAUGCCCUGGAGGAAGAAAGUCGUGGCUUUCAUACACAAGUGGAAAGAAUUUUUCAGGAGUCUGUGUAUAAGACACAGCAAACUAUAUGGAAAGAGACAAGAAAAAUGGCACAAAGGGAAUUUAUUGCCUGAGGUGGACCACAGAACACGUGGCUGGCUAUCGACUUAUAAAACAAAAGAUUUAUCUUCGCUUGAGAAAGUAAAUCCAGGAAAAGUUUAAAUAAAAGAGAUCCUAUUCUUAUAGGAACCUAGAGAGCACAAGGGAGAUAAAUUUCUGCCAGACAAUCAAAGAACUGUGGUACUUUUUGAAUUUUCAGUAAACUCGAGAAAGUUUCAAGAA
This is a messenger RNA of Myotis davidii, 1140 nucleotides long. RefSeq names its product toll like receptor adaptor molecule 2 (gene TICAM2). The transcript is spliced from 3 exons. Gene Ontology annotation, molecular function: protein kinase binding. Bases 228 to 932 code for a protein of 234 amino acids. NCBI's taxonomy places the organism in Eukaryota, Metazoa, Chordata, Mammalia, Chiroptera, Vespertilionidae. Gene Ontology annotation, biological process: lipopolysaccharide-mediated signaling pathway; TRIF-dependent toll-like receptor signaling pathway; positive regulation of canonical NF-kappaB signal transduction. The record is from RefSeq and is a predicted model, not a curated record.